This is a messenger RNA of Vespula vulgaris, 1275 nucleotides long. Its product is annotated as AP-3 complex subunit beta-1-like. Bases 1 to 936 code for a protein of 311 amino acids. The record is from RefSeq and is a predicted model, not a curated record. The transcript has 4 exons. Lineage: Eukaryota; Metazoa; Arthropoda; Insecta; Hymenoptera; Vespidae.
AUGGAACAUAAAUCAAAAGAAAGCAAUGAAAAUAAAAUCGCGCGGAAAAUUACAAGGAAGGUUGAAAUAAAAUCUACAACGAAAGUUGGUCGAAGUAUCAGCAAGAAAUCUCUCAAGUCCGGCAAUCUGAAAACUUCUGGAACGUUUCCCGUUUUAAAUAAAAGCGAAAAGAAUUUAAAAAAACCAACGAUACCCAAUCCUUUGAAAAGCGCAACACUAAUAGGAAAUGCAAAGUCUGACACUCAAAAACUAUCUUCUUUGAAAGUCCCACAAAAUGCAGCCGUGCAUUUCGGGAAUUUUUAUGGACUUCAAGAAAAUCCGAUUGAAAAAAGUAAUAAUUUAGGUAAUGAUGCGAAGAAUAUUGAUUUAAGAACAUCGACGAAAUCAGAAUUUACGAGACAAAUGGUUCACAAAUUAGAAAGAUCAGCUGGUACUGAGGAAUACGCACGACAAGUUUCAGCCUUUUUGGAAGAGACGGUUGAGCCAGCGGAUUUCCGAGUGAACCCACUACCGUCCGAAAAUUCUAUCCCCGAUGGAAGACAAAACCCCACGGGAUAUCCGCUUUGGUACAAGGACCCUUACAAAAUGCCAAUGACAGCAAAAAAAGAGUAUCAACUUCUUAAAGAAAAAUAUGGUAACAUGAAUAUAAAUUCAAAUGUAAGAUCAACAAAUUUCCUCAAAGAACUUUCGACGUCCGAAGAUGAAGAGGAUAACAUAAGUCUAGAAGAAAUCGAAGAGCAUAAGAAAAGUACGGAUAAAUUUUUAACGAAUCAAUCUUCCAAUCAUUCAUCGUCUACCGAUGAUAGCUCCAUCGAGAGUUCAGUUUCGUAUGAUGAAAAUGACGACGAAGACCAUUCGACAAUAUUACCCGGUGAAGAGGAAGAGGACGAAGAGGAAGAUUACGAAACCGUCGAUACUGCACUUCCCGUUCGAUGAUACAUUUCUUAAUUAUUUUAAAUGUAAAACAUUCAUUCGAUCUUAAAUUACAUUAUAAUUCUUUUAGCAACGAGAUAAUUUAUUUUCAAAUCACGUCUCUAACUUCCUAUUUAAAAUUGUAAUUUAAAUAUCGUAAGCACAUGAUAAACCAUCGAAACGAUCAUCGUUUCAUUUGUGUAAUUCGAUGUAAACCUAAUCGGCCCGAUCAAUUGUUCUCGUUCAAUCCUGAAAAAAAUUUUUUCUUACAAAUUCUACGAAGAACAUUUUGUUUCAAAACAUGAGAUACUAAUAAAAAAGAAAAAGAAUAAUUUAAAUAAAUAAUAUUCUCAAACGGAUUUU